UCUAGAUGUUUUUAUAGCUUUCUUGUUAACGGAUGUUGAAUUUAAAUACAAUUGCAGUUCUUGUUUGAAGAUGUUAAAGUGGGGUUUAUAAUUAGUAUAUUUACAUUUAUGGACAUAAAUGGACAAAAACUUGCAUUAAGCAAAUGCUUGUCUUUAGUAUAAAAACCAAAAAUAAUAUAUUUAUAGCAUAAAGAAAAAAAAAUAUUAUGGACAGGGCGCUUUAACUAUCCUGUUUAGAUACACAGGAACUAGCAGGUACUUAUACUUGAAUGUCUAUAGUAUGUAUUGUAUUUUUGCUAUUUUGUACAUUUACCAUUUUGUAUAUUAUUCUUUUUAUUAUCUGUCUCUUGUCUUGUCAUCCUGUUGCACUGUAGAGCUUCUGUCACUAAAACAAAUUCCUCGUAUGCGUAAACGUACCUGGCAAUAAAGUUGAUCGUGAUUCUACUACAAUACCCGGCGUUCAUUUCGCGCGUGACGUCAGAGCUGAUUGAAUCACUGGCGGGACAAAAAAACUCCAGCAAAACCUCCAGUCACCCGACGCUUCAGCAUCGUUAUAUGAUUUACACAAAGCGAAUGACUAUAAAACUACAAGAGUCCCAUCGAUUUUGGAGUUGGUUUACAUUCGUUACAGCGUGAGAAAUGGUGGCCAAGGGACAGAAGCGUAAGCUCCAAAGGGAGGACGAGGGAGGAGGUUCGGCGUGGGAAAGGCAGCUGCAGUCCGUGCUGGACAUCUCCAUGGAUAAGUUCCACCGUCACCAGGCUCUCGUGGAGCCCUGCUUGUUACGGUCAGUUCUGAUCAACAACACACUGCGGCAGGUCCAGUCCGAGGUCCAGGCGCAGGUCGAAUCGCUGUCCGCUCUGAAAAAUUCACAACCGCCUCCUCCAGUGGAGAUUAAUGCACCUUUGUUCUCGCCGAAUGCUGAAAAUACGGAGGAGGACUUCAUGGCCUGGACCUCAGAGGAGGAUUUCUCGCUGUCUUCAGCCAUUUCUGCCAUUCUUAAAGAUCUAGAUGCGGCCAUCGACGCCGGUCAAGGGCCUUGCGCGUCUCAGCGGGCUCCGCUCGGCUCUGUAGAGAAUCUAACGCAGUGUCCCCUGAGGACCGCGAGAACGUCCGACGUGGCAUCGGCCGUCAAAACGGAGAUGAUGCGUCCGGGUUGUCCUCAGGAUGUAGCUCUAGAUAGACUUCUCCUGAACAUCGACGCGUCCGUGUUCGAUCCGGAGGUGAACCUUCUGCAGGGUUUCUCCGUAACGGCCGACGAUCUAGUGAAGUAUCUGCCGUCCCUGUCCAGAUCCCCGUCCGCAUCCUCUUCCUCGUCUUCAGUCUCCCACAUUCAGGCCCCGUGGGAAAUCCAGGAGAUAGAGCACGUUAUGGACAUCCUGAUGCGGACGUACCCGUAAAUCGGUGAAAUCGCGUUCCUGAUGUAAACGGUUUUUAUGGAAGCAUGCUGAACGUGCGAGGGAUUGAAUAAGGCUUUGCUAACCUGACGUUUAUCACCUUGAAAGCAGCUGAUCUCAAUGUCCUGUGGUUAGCAGCAGUCUGCAGUCCUCUGGUUUAUGCACAUCUUGUUCGGUUUCAAGAAAUCCUUUCAUGCUAAUUAAUUCAAGGCGUCAUUUAACAGAGUUCAGCACCUGUUAUAUCAAAUCCUUUCAAAUGUGCCUUUUCAAAUGUUAUUCUCCAAAAUAUGCACUUUCCUUUCGAGUUUAAUAUGGAUACUUAUAGUUUACAGGUUACCAUUAGGAGUGUUCUUUAAAUAGACCAAGGUCAUUAAAAUGAGUGUAUAUUUUGUUUAAAGAUAUUAUGUCCAGUAAGUGUUACGUGAGCAUUAUGAAUACACCGGUGCUGUCUCAGCAGAUAAACAAGUAGUUACCUAUGCAAAAUAUUUACUAUGCCAGUAUGAAAUUAUAACGUGAAUAUUAAUCACUUUGUAUUCUAUUGUACUUUAAAUAAAGUGGUACUUGGUGACA
Molecule: messenger RNA, 1965 nt
Organism: Puntigrus tetrazona (Sumatra barb)
Lineage: Eukaryota; Metazoa; Chordata; Actinopteri; Cypriniformes; Cyprinidae
Gene: sertad3
Product: SERTA domain containing 3
Exons: 2
Coding region: 640-1398 (252 amino acids)
Cellular component (GO): nucleus
Molecular function (GO): transcription regulator activity
Source: RefSeq, a predicted model, not a curated record